Messenger RNA from Eimeria tenella, 129 nucleotides. RefSeq lists its product as uncharacterized. Bases 1 to 129 code for a protein of 42 amino acids. The transcript is spliced from 2 exons. Gene Ontology annotation, molecular function: protein binding. The record is from RefSeq and is a predicted model, not a curated record. NCBI's taxonomy places the organism in Eukaryota, Apicomplexa, Conoidasida, Eucoccidiorida, Eimeriidae.
AUGGUGCUGCUGCUGCUGCAGCACAAGAGCAGCAGCAAAGCCCCCGCCAUGGGGGGCAUGACAGCUCUUCAUUUUGCUGCUCAAAAGGGACACAAAGAAGUCGCUGAGGCCGGGCCGACUUGGAACUAA